CAAAGACUGAAAACCCAAAGAGUUAAAAGCCAAGAAAAGGGCCAAACAGCCCUUUCAGACUUGGUGUCUAUCUUCUGUCUAUGUUUAAUUCCUUCUUUCUUCAGCACCAAGAAACACAAAUCAAUUACAUCUAUAUCUAUCUCUCCCCAUAGAUCUGCUUUGACAAUUUUUUUCCUUUUAUUUCAGACAAAAAAAACCAACAUGUCUCAAUAAUCAAAUGAUGGGUACACAAAGGGCUGUCAAGGUAUCAAUGUCCACAUCCAAGAUUAAUGGUGUCUGGAGUCUGUAAGGUGAGCUUGUAUUUUGGAAAUUGUGAUGUGUGUUUGGACACUGAGGUCAAAUUAGGGGUCAAAACUAGGGUUGGGUAUUUGUUUAAACAUUGAUUUGGUUGCCGGAUUGCUUAGGUGAUAAUAUGUGAGGAGUGAUGGUGACAACUACAUUAAAGAGAUUUAUAUACCCCUGUUGGAGGCCUUCCCCGCCGAAUGAAGGCAAAUAUAGCAGUAAAGCGGGGGACGCAUUUGGUCGGGUUGAUGGGUUGUGGUGGUACAAAGAUUCAGGACACCAUGUUAAUGGGGAAUUUUCCAUGGCUGUAAUACAAGCUAACAAUAUAUUGGAAGAUCAAAGCCAAAUUGAGUCAGGGCCAAUGAGCUCGGUUGAGUCGGGUCCUCUAGGGACAUUUGUCGGAAUUUAUGAUGGCCAUGGAGGUGCAGAAGCUGCUCAUUUCAUUAAUAAUCAUCUUUUCAACAAUAUCAAGACUAUUCAUGAUGCAGAAUUGACAUCGGAGAAUCAGGGAAUGUCAGAGAUGGUUAUAAACAGAGCAUUUUUGGCAACAGAAGAGGAAUUCCUUUCUGUUGUAAAGAAGCAGUGGCAGAGUAAGCCACAAAUAGCCUCCGCGGGGUCGUGUUGUUUGGUGGGUAUAAUUUGUAGUGGAACUCUAUACAUUGCAAAUGCAGGAGAUUCUCGCGUGGUGUUAGGAAGACUUGAAAAGGCAUUCAAAGAGAUCAAAGCUGUUCAAUUAUCAUCUGAGCACAAUGCAAAUUCGGAAUCUGUGAGAGAAGAGUUGCACUCAUUGCAUCCGGAUGACCCACAGAUUGUAGUCUUGAAGCACAAGGUUUGGCGUGUAAAGGGAAUUAUACAGGUUUCAAGAUCCAUUGGUGAUGCCUAUUUGAAGAAGUCCGAGUUCAACAGAGAACCUCUACUGCCAAAGUUUAGACUGCCCGAACCCUUUGAUAAGCCAAUCCUAAAAGCUGAACCAUCGAUACUAGUACAGAAGCUCCACCCCGAAGAUCAAUUUCUUAUAUUUGCAUCGGAUGGAUUGUGGGAACAUCUUAGCAAUCAAGAGGCAGUUGACAUUGUCCACCAGUGCCCACGUAAUGGUAUUGCAAGGAGACUCGUCAAAGCAGCACUAAGGGAAGCAGCAAAGAAAAGGGAAAUGAGGUACUCAGACCUGAAAAAGAUUGGGCAAGGGGUGAGAAGACAUUUUCAUGAUGAUAUCACCGUCAUAGUUUUGUUUCUAGACUGCCAUCUGAUUAGUCGCAGUUCAUUCCGGGAGCCUUCGUUUUCAAUCAGAGGAAGUGGGGGCGUCUCUGCUGAAGCCAAUACUUAGUUUAAGAGGAUGGGAGAAGGGAAUUAGUAGGACUAAUGGAAGAAUGAGAUCCAAUUUCAAUCAAUCAGAACAAGUGAAUUAUUACAGAUGCCUAUUCUAGUGUGAAGAAUGAAAGUGGAACACUUGAACAUCAGUGGAAUAUUUCACUUUCAGCCUCCACAACUUGUUUUCAGCUUGUGGAUAAAGCAGCUUGUGCCUGUAUUUUGUACUAUCAUUUACAAUUUCUGAAAUUCUUUGAAAUAGGACAUUUCUUUCUUUUC
Messenger RNA from Camellia sinensis, 1866 nucleotides. Its product is annotated as putative protein phosphatase 2C 38. Gene Ontology annotation, biological process: protein dephosphorylation. Gene Ontology annotation, molecular function: cation binding; protein serine/threonine phosphatase activity. NCBI's taxonomy places the organism in Eukaryota, Viridiplantae, Streptophyta, Magnoliopsida, Ericales, Theaceae. The record is from RefSeq and is a predicted model, not a curated record.